Anopheles cruzii is the source of this 2100-nucleotide messenger RNA. RefSeq names its product mitochondrial uncoupling protein Bmcp (gene Bmcp). Gene Ontology annotation, biological process: transmembrane transport. Lineage: Eukaryota; Metazoa; Arthropoda; Insecta; Diptera; Culicidae. The transcript is spliced from 5 exons. The coding region runs from base 457 to 1437 and encodes 326 amino acids. The record is from RefSeq and is a predicted model, not a curated record.
AUAGAGCAAAAAAAACAUGCUCCAACUAAAACUGUGCUCUUCUGUGCAAAUUAAAUUGUGCUCCGAGCAAGAGGAGAAUUGUGAACAGAAGCGUGCGGCCAGAUAAGAGUUUCCGAUGCAGCCACCAGCCUGUGCUCGCUAGUGCUAUAUCGGGGCGCUCUUUAAACACACCGCGAAGUAUCAACUCAGAAUCUCAACCCGGCGCGGGCAGCAGCAAAAUGUAUCGCUCACUGUACGUUCGGAAAAUCCGCCGGAAAGUCGUUCUUUUGACCCACUAGAGGGCUGCUCGAAGCCACGCACCCGGUGGCCACAAACCGGCCAUCGACAAAAGCUUACUUAGUACCGUGUGGCAAAAGGGUGCUGCGUUUUACUUUGGUGAAGAUCGUUUGUUUACAGUGUGUGCGGCGGGGUGCUACUUCCGCCUUCUCUACGAAACGAAGCCUACUGCCUGCUAAGAUGGGAGAAAUUCGAGAUUGGAGGCCUUUCGUUUACGGCGGCAUGGCAUCGAUAAUGGCUGAAUUCGGAACGUUCCCUAUCGACACAACAAAGACGCGUCUUCAGGUUCAAGGUCAAAAACUGGAUCGAUCGCACAGCGAGCUGCGGUACCGCGGUAUGAUGGAUGCGUUUGUGAAAAUUUCCCGCCAAGAGGGCGUGAAGGCACUGUACUCGGGGAUCUGGCCCGCCGUGCUUCGGCAAGCAACGUACGGUACGAUCAAGUUCGGUACGUAUUACACGCUCAAAACGAUGGCCACCGACCGGGGCUGGCUGCACGAUAAGGCCACGGGCAACGAAAGCGUGUGGUGUAAUGCGGCCUGCGCCACGAUGGCCGGAGCAAUCUCGAGCGCCAUCGCCAACCCCACCGACGUGCUGAAGGUUCGCAUGCAAGUGCACGGCAAGGGAGCGAAAGAUGCUGGACUGGUGCGCUGCUUCCGGGAGAUCUACGUGCACGAGGGUGUGCGCGGCCUGUGGCGAGGCGUGGGGCCAACGGCACAGCGGGCCGCCGUGAUAGCGGCCGUCGAGCUGCCGGUGUACGAUUUUUGCAAGCUGCAUCUGAUGGAAACGUUUGGCGACCAGGUCGCUAACCAUUUCCUGUCUAGUUUUAUAGCGAGCUUAGGAAGUGCCAUUGCUUCAACGCCAAUCGAUGUGAUAAGAACCCGCCUCAUGAACCAAAGGCACGUGCACCGCCUGGAACACAGCAUUUCUCCGGCAGCCACGGCAACCACUACGACGGCCAGUGCGACCAGCGCGGCCACCCACCAUGCGGCCAGCAGUCCGGUGCGCCUGUACUACACCGGCAGCGUGGACUGUGCCGUGCAAACCGUGCGCAACGAAGGCUUCCGGGCGCUCUAUAAAGGUUUCAUCCCGACCUGGGUACGCAUGGGACCGUGGAACAUCAUUUUUUUCAUCACUUACGAGCAACUGAAGCAGUUCUACUGAGCGCCGUGCCCCAGGACAUACGCUUCGUCGCAUUACCAACCCCAUUUUAUUUCUCGCAUUUCGAUGAGUGCAUUUCAAUUUAGAGAGACAGGCGAGACCAAGGCCACCUGUAAUCGAGUUCUAUUCAUUAUGAAUGCCGCACGAACCACCACCACCAUUACAGCCAUAGAGAGAUUUUCAGGCCCCCCCGGGGAACGGUUGGCCAUCCAUCCGAUCUGAUCUGAAAGCCGACCGGACGGAUAGCCGCUGCUUUGCGAGUGUGUGCUCUUGCUGCUACUGUAGUGUGAUUUGCACACGGCACGCACAUAGUUCCACCCCGAAGAGGACCCGAGAUUUGUUAGCUUUCUCAUUUGUAAAAUAGAUAACAAAAGUUUAGUGAAGAAUUAUGUGAGAGAGAUGUAUGUUCUUAAAAUAUAUGUAUAAACACGGAAAAAAACCCCGAACGGAGUAGAGUGCCGUCUCUUUCUGUCGUGGAGCGGCGCAAUGGGAAAACGAGUGUGGUUGCAUUGUUUGAAAAUGUUUAUUUUAGAGCGUUUCUUUUAAUGUGUGUCUACUGUAUCCGGCACGUCCGACAGCGAACCACCCCUAGGAACCAACGGUGCGCCCGCUUUUCAAGGGUCUCUCCGCAAAUGGCCCCCGCCAUCAUCCGCUUCCGCUGGCUCC